Messenger RNA from Sinocyclocheilus rhinocerous, 1333 nucleotides. Its product is annotated as zona pellucida sperm-binding protein 3-like. Gene Ontology annotation, cellular component: extracellular matrix. Gene Ontology annotation, biological process: egg coat formation; binding of sperm to zona pellucida; positive regulation of acrosome reaction. The transcript is spliced from 9 exons. The record is from RefSeq and is a predicted model, not a curated record. Lineage: Eukaryota; Metazoa; Chordata; Actinopteri; Cypriniformes; Cyprinidae. The coding region runs from base 1 to 921 and encodes 306 amino acids. Gene Ontology annotation, molecular function: acrosin binding.
AUGGGGUUGAGGAUCCCUCAGGUUCCCCAGAGAUUUGACCCCAGUAAUCCUGUAUUUGCACGCCAAAGAUUUUCUGCUCCGUUUCCUGUCCAGACACCAGCCAGGAGUGACAUUGGAAAGCCUUCUCAAGAUCUUUUGGGUGUUCAGACAAAAGCAUUGGUGACUGAAAAUGAGCUUGUCUAUACGUUCUCCAUCAUCUACACCCCAAAACAGGCUUCAUAUGGUGGUCCUAUUGUCAGAAACAGUGGUGCAGUAGUUGGUAUUGAGUGUCAUUAUCCAAGAGCGCAUAAUGUGAGUAGCGAUGCUUUAAUGCCCACUUGGAUCCCAUAUGCCACUACUCUAGUUGCAGAAGAAUUUUUGGUCUUCUCCCUCAGGCUCAUGACUGAUGACUGGAGAUUUGAGCGACCUGCUAACCAGUACUAUUUGGGAGAUUUCAUUAAUAUUGAAGCUUCAGUGAGGCCAAAUAACCAUGUUCCUCUUUGUGUUUUUGUGGACCGCUGUGUGGCUACUUCAGUCCCUGAUACAAGUGCUAUCCCCAGAUACUCAUUUAUUGAGAACAAUGGGUGCCUAGUUGAUGCCAAGCUCACAGGCUCCAGAUCUCGAUUCAUGCCCCGGACACAAUUUGACAAGCUUCAGUUUCAGAUGGAGGCAUUCAAAUUCCAAAAAGAGAUUAGUGGAUUUGUCUAUAUCACUUGUGUUCUCAAGGUGGCUGCAGCAUCCACCCCUACUAAUGUUGAGCAGAAAGCUUGCUCCUUCUCUGCUAAUCGGUGGGUGUCUGCCGAUGAGGAUGAUCAGGUGUGUGGCUGCUGUGACGCAACCUGUGGCAUUAGGAGUGGAAGUGAUCCGCUUCUUGAAGAUCUGCGAUGGAACCAAGCAUUUGUUGGACCCAUCAGAGUCAAGGACAGUUUUGGUCCAGUGUAAUUUCACUGCACAAUGGCAAAAUAAAUCCUAUUUAUCAUACUGUGAGUUUAUCUGCAACUUUAGUCUGUGGUGGGCAAGUUUCAGGGCUAAUGACUUGAGUUGCUUUUAGGUGCUCAGAAGCAUGUGAUGUGAGCAGUCUUUAACCCCCAUAGUGUAGUGCAGGGAUCUCCAACCCUGCUCCUGGAGAGCUACCAUCCUGCAGACUACGGUUCAACAAACCUGCCUAUAAGCCCUGGUUAGCUGCUUCUGGUGUUUCAUUGGGGUUGGAGCUGGAACCUGCAAGAUGAAAUAUCUCUCUGGGAGCAGGGUUGGAGACCCCUGGUGUAGACUCCUCUAGAUCAGAGGCAUUUAAAUUAAGCCUCAAUGAGGUCCAGUCACUAACUUUCCAGCCCAGAUCUGAACAACUUUAAGC